Messenger RNA from Trichomonas vaginalis G3, 834 nucleotides. Its product is annotated as organellar and viral DNA polymerase type B. The record is from RefSeq and is a predicted model, not a curated record. The annotation marks the transcript as partial. Lineage: Eukaryota; Parabasalia; Trichomonadida; Trichomonadidae. The transcript has a single exon.
AUGUAUCGGAAGUUGUCUAAGUUAGAACACUCGGAAAUAAAACAACUUCUUACAGAAGCUAACAUAGAAGUAGCAAAACAUUACACAACAAACAAAAAAGCACUCGCUGACUUCAUUAAAGACUAUAAUGGUGCAAUAAGUUAUGAUAGAAUUCAUGAGUUCAUAAAGCCGCAACGCGGCGAGGACGAAGUCCAUGCAAGAGCAUUUCCUUUAAAUGACGUUGCUAUUGACUUAUAUCAUAGACGUUCAGUACCUCAUGAAGUAAGAAGAGAAAUGUUUGACAUAACAAAUGCAAACGUUGGUGAAACAAGAAGAAGAGACGACACACUGAAACAACAGAGAAGAGAGAUGUUUAAAAGUGCUAUAGAACAAGUUCGCAAAGCUAACGAUGUCAUUCGUUCCAUUGACGACAAACCAAAAGAAGGUGAGAGAUGGUUAAAGAAAGAUGAAGAGAAUAGGAAGAGAAAUGUGAAGUCAGGCAAUAGACUCAUUGACUUUAACAUCGAAGCUUUAGAUGAACCAAACAGAGACUACUUACACAAACAUUUCGGUAAGGUUUUCAUGAGACUCUUAGAGAAAAUUAAAAUAAACUCACAACAGAGAUGGAUGGUAUGUUAUAAACUUGGUGGAAAGUAUGAAUGUUCUACGUUAAACCUCAAUAAUAUUGGAACAUUACUACAUCAGCUCUUGAAGGAGAACUUUAUAUCAGAGAUAGAAGCAAAUGCUGCAGGUAUUGUUGAAAUGCACUAUGACUUCUUCUUGACAAACAUAAAGAAUCUUACCGAAAUAAAGAUGUAUGAUUUAACAGAAUAUGAAGGCUUAACGAUGUCAGAU